AUGCGCCUCCCUCCGCGAGCGCUCCAGCUGGGCUCUGCGCCUGCUGCUGCUGCUGCUGUUGCUGGGCUCCUCGGAAGGCAGGCAGAGGGCUUUCCGCGGGGCAUCUCCAUCGCAGCCCCGAGGAAGGCAGGCAAGAGGGAAGGAGGCGAGCGCGAUGGCCGGGGAGAACCAGCCGCGGAGCCUGCGGAAGAGCAUCGCGGCGCAGCAGCCGGCCCCUCCGCACCAGCAGCGCCCCCCGCAGCCCCACCAGCAGCCCCCCACGCGGCCCCGCAGCCCCAGCGGAGCCCCAGACGCCCCCGAGAGGGUCACCCUCAAGAAGGAGAUCGGCUUGGUCAGCGCCUGUGCCAUCAUCAUCGGCAAUAUAAUUGGCUCCGGCAUCUUUAUUUCACCCAAAGGAGUACUAGAACACACUGGUUCAGUAGGACUCGCACUGAUAAUUUGGGUGCUUGGAGGAGGCAUUGCCGCACUCGGGUCAUUGUGUUACGCGGAGUUAGGUGUGACCAUCCCUAAAUCAGGUGGAGAUUAUUCCUACGUCUCUGAGGUUUUCGGUGAAUUAGCUGGGUUUUUACUGCUGUGGAGUGCAGUGCUUAUCAUGUACCCCACCAGCCUGGCUGUUAUUGCACUGACUUUUUCCAACUAUGUUCUACAGCCAGUGUUUCCUAACUGUAUCCCACCCUACAAAGCCUCCAGAGUCCUCUCCAUGGUGUGUUUAUCUCUCUUGACCUGGGUGAACAGCACCAGCGUCCGAUGGGCCACGCGCAUCCAGGAUAUUUUCACAGCAGGAAAACUCUUGGCCUUGGGUCUUAUCAUUACUGUGGGUUUCAUACAGAUCUUCAAAGGAAACUAUGAAGAACUUCUGCCAAGCAAUGCUUUCAAUUUUUGGAUGACCCCUUCAGUGGGGCAUUUGGCAUUAGCUUUCCUCCAAGGCUCCUUUGCAUUCAGUGGCUGGAACUUCCUAAAUUAUGUAACGGAAGAAUUAGUUGAUCCUCGCAGGAAUCUACCUCGUGCCAUAUUCAUAUCCAUCCCAUUGGUGACAUUUGUGUACACGUUCACCAAUAUUGCAUAUUUCACUGCCAUGUCACCCCAAGAGCUCUUGUCUUCUAAUGCUGUUGCGGUAACAUUUGGCGAAAAGUUACUAGGAUAUUUUUCCUGGAUUAUGCCUGUCUCUGUGGCUCUGUCGACAUUUGGAGGGAUAAACGGAUACCUUUUUACCUCAUCAAGGUUGUGUUUUUCUGGAGCACGUGAAGGCCAUUUACCCAGUUUGCUGUCUAUGAUUCAUGUCAGACACUGCACCCCUAUUCCAGCCCUCCUUGUCUGUUGUAUGGCUACAGUUGUCAUUAUGCUGGUUGGAGACACCUAUACGUUAAUUAACUAUGUGUCUUUCAUUAACUACCUCUGCUACGGAGUGACAAUCAUAGGCUUGAUUGUACUGCGAUGGAAGAAACCCAAGAUCUUCCGACCUAUCAAGGUUAAUCUUCUGGUCCCAAUCACUUACCUGAUAUUUUGGGCCUUUCUCUUGAUCUUCAGUUUAUAUUCUGAACCAAUAGUCUGUGGAAUUGGACUGAUUAUCAUAUUAACUGGAGUGCCAGUGUUUUUCAUUGGAGUAUACUGGAAAAAUAAACCAAAGUGUGUAAACCGGAUAACAGAAUCCUUGACACAUUGGGGCCAGAAGGUGUGUUUUGUUGUGUAUCCUCAGGGGGGAUCACUAGAAGAGGACGAUCUACCUUUCACUCAUCCGCCCCGCCCAGGAAGUGAAAAGAGCUCGAAGAAAUAAUUAUCUAUUUUACACAUGCAAAGUAGAUUCUGUUGUUUACAUGAUGAUUUUUUUGGAAAAAGAUGAAAAAAAUCUUGAAAAUGUUUUUUUUUUUUUAGAAAUUCAAUAGUAAAACAUAUAAAAUGAAAUGCACCAUUUCGUCAAUUCUAGCGGACAGCUAAUAGCACUUAGCUCAUUUUCCUAAAAAGAAGAAAAAAGAGUUAAAUACAAUAAAAAGAGGUGGUUGCUUUGUUUCUGGCGGAGUGGACUGGCAUUCUGAACUGCAUUCUGCAUUUCAAACUGAACCUCAGAAGUCUACAUUAAAUGCAGCAGUUCUUCCAGGCACUGCUAUAACUCCGUAUUGGGGCUGGAGGGGAAUGCAGUUACUAUUUGGUUGAGAGAAUAAGAAAAAGGCUAUCCCACAGAAUGACUUGACAGUGUUCAAUUUAAUAAAUUGAGGUAAUGAAUGAG
Messenger RNA from Anolis carolinensis (green anole), 2224 nucleotides. RefSeq names its product solute carrier family 7 member 10 (gene slc7a10). The transcript has 11 exons. Bases 155 to 1774 code for a protein of 539 amino acids. Gene Ontology annotation, biological process: D-alanine transmembrane transport; D-serine transmembrane transport; amino acid transmembrane transport. The record is from RefSeq and is a predicted model, not a curated record. Gene Ontology annotation, cellular component: membrane. Gene Ontology annotation, molecular function: L-amino acid transmembrane transporter activity; neutral L-amino acid transmembrane transporter activity. Lineage: Eukaryota; Metazoa; Chordata; Lepidosauria; Squamata; Anolidae.